Molecule: messenger RNA, 2634 nt
Organism: Cryptomeria japonica (Japanese cedar)
Lineage: Eukaryota; Viridiplantae; Streptophyta; Pinopsida; Cupressales; Cupressaceae
Product: RNA-binding KH domain-containing protein RCF3
Exons: 8
Coding region: 269-2347 (692 amino acids)
Biological process (GO): regulation of gene expression
Cellular component (GO): cytoplasm; nucleus
Molecular function (GO): mRNA binding
Source: RefSeq, a predicted model, not a curated record
AUCCCUGAAUCUCCAGACCGUCCGAUUGAGAUAAAAAGCACGGGGGUUAUGCGAGCUGAGUAGCACUAGAGCUGCGGCGAUUAUAAGAAGAAUCAUGAUGAGCUUGCCAUGACACGCGAACAGCCAGAAAAGCUCAAGACUCAGAGUCUCAGCGUGUUUUUCCGCUUUUUCCCUCUCGAUCUCGCUCCGUAUGUGUAAAGCGGGGCAGCCCAGAUGAUCUAAAAGGACGCAGUUCCAUUCCCGCACAGAGAAACAAACUGUAAACUCAAUGGAAAGGUCUCGAUCCAAACGCUCCUACUAUGACGACAACAACAGUGAUGACUAUAACAACAAUACCAACACCAACAAUCCAAAUACAAACAAACGCUACCAGUCCUCCUCUUAUUUCUCGUCACGCCAUCCUCCACCAGGAAGACUGUACAGGCCCUCGCACCAGCAGCAUCACUACCAUUAUGACAAUCUGAAUACCCCUCACAGCAUAUGCUUUCGCAUACUGUGCCCAGACGCCAAGGCAGGCAGCGUGAUCGGGAAAGGGGGCAGUAUAAUCAGCAGCUUGAGACGUGAGACAGGCGCCAGAAUAAAUGUUCAGAAUUUGAUUCAGGGGGACGAUGAGCGCGUCAUCGAGGUUUAUGAAACAUCACAUUCUCACUCUCCCUCGCGGAGACUCGAUCCCGACGCCUCCGGGCUCUCUCUUUCCCCUGCACAGGACGCGCUGCUCAAAAUACAUUCCAGAAUCAACGACGAAGGGAAUAAUAAUAACAGUAACAGUAGUAAUAACAAUAAUAACAAUGCCCAUCAUGCUAAUAAUAAUGGAAAUUACGAGGACGAGGAUCACAACCGUAGGAUUACCACGAGGCUCGUAGUGCCACGUAAUCAUGUGGGGUGCUUGCUUGGGAAAGGGGGGAAGAUUAUUGAACAAAUGCGGGAGGAUACCAAAACGCAAAUACGGAUUUUGCCCAGAGAUCAAACAUUGCCAAGAUGUGUAGCUUCUACUGAAGAAAUUGUACAGGUUGUAGGUGAGUUGAAUGCAGUGAAGAAAGCACUGCGAAUUAUAUCAACCCGAUUGAAAGAUAAUCCCCCUAGAGAGCGUGGUCAACAACCUCCACAUGGCAGAAUGUACUCACCUGAACAUCGUUCUCCACCUAAUGAUGAUGCUUUACCUUAUGGGAAUAUUAUGUCACGUCGAUCAGGUUUAGAUCCUCCCGUGUCAGCAACAAGAUCAUCUGUGGCAUUUAGUGGUAGUAGGAGUUCAAGUCACCAUUCAAAACCUUCUGUAUACACUCCUGAUGUUUAUGAGCCUCAUGAAAAUGACUAUGAGCAAUCCUUUUAUGGCGAGGAGCUUGUUUUUCGGAUUUUGUGUCCGAAUGAAAAAAUUGGGAGUGUCACUGGGGAGGAUGGAGGCAUAAUAAAAAGGCUUCGUGAAGAUAUUGGCGUGAAUAUUAAGAUCACUGAUCCUGUUCCUGGUUCAGAUGAAAGAAUAAUCAUCAUAUCAGAGAAUGAGGUACCGGAUGAUGAUCUGUUUCCUGCACAGGAAGCUCUGUUGCAUAUUCAAAGUUGUAUUGUAGAUCUUGGUCCAGACAGGGAUGGUGUUAUAACCACUAGGCUACUUGUUCCAUCCAAUGAAAUUGGCUGUCUACAUGGAAAAGGGGGAUCGAUUUUAUCUGAAAUAAGGAGACAAACCCGUGCAAACAUACAGAUUUUGCCUAGAGAUUUUCUUCCUCCAUGUGCUUUAGGUGCCGAUGAACUGGUUCAGAUUGUAGGUGACAUACAGGUGUCUCGUGAGGCACUAAUGCAAGUUACAUCAAGAUUAAGGAGGAAUCUACAUCAUGAAUUGUCAUUUUCAGGGCAAGGGCUAAUGCCAUCCUUACCUUCUCUGGAUCAUCUGGAGAGUAACUUUGGACUGGGUUCUCCUGGUAGAUCCAUCUCAUCUGCUCCAGGUUAUCGAGGCAGUGGACGUUUUUCUUCAAACUAUCAAAGUUUAUCUCCUUCACGGGGCCGUUCACCAUCAAAGGAUGCAGACAGUGGCAGCAGGGGUCUUGACAAUAAGGAAAGAAUUUCUCAUGAAGCAGCAUUAGUGCGAUUAGGAAGAUCAGCUGGUGGUUUAGUUACUAAAACUACAGUUGAAGUUGUCAUACCAGAAUAUGCAAUUGCAGCACUUACUCGGAAAUCUGAGAACAAUAUUGCUCAAAUCAGUGAGAUGUCAGGGGCAAUUGUUAACUUGCUUGAAGUUAGACCUGGAUUUGAGAAAGUAGUUGAAAUAUCUGGAUCUCCAGAGCAAACGCACAGAGCUCAGAGUCUACUUCAUGCAUUCAUUCUCAAAGCACAAGAACUAGAAUCCCAGAGUUAACCAGGCAUUGAAUUUAUGUUCAAUCAAGAAAAUUGCUCGCAUGCUAUGGCCAAGCUGUGGAAAUCUUGCAUAGUAAGUAAUUUAUAAAGCUUCAGAUGUUCUUUUAAGAUCUUGGUUGCAUGGCCAAGCUUUCCUCUGUAGAAAGGAAGUUGUCAAGGGCUUCAAAGUAGAGUUUCUUUCUGUAAUUAUCUGGAAUGGUCUCCUGGAAAUCUAUUUGUUCCAUAUAAUGUAAAAAUUGCAUGGUAUUACAUAUGAUUCCAAUUCAGAUCUAUAUGAAUUUUCUGAGA